Pseudozyma hubeiensis SY62 is the source of this 1053-nucleotide messenger RNA. RefSeq lists its product as hypothetical. The coding region runs from base 1 to 1053 and encodes 350 amino acids. Gene Ontology annotation, molecular function: ketoreductase activity. NCBI's taxonomy places the organism in Eukaryota, Fungi, Basidiomycota, Ustilaginomycetes, Ustilaginales, Ustilaginaceae. The record is from RefSeq and is a predicted model, not a curated record. Gene Ontology annotation, cellular component: endoplasmic reticulum. The transcript has a single exon. Gene Ontology annotation, biological process: fatty acid elongation.
AUGACGAUCGAACAGCACGUCGACGGUCUCUUGCGCCAUGUUGGUCUGCGAAUCAACCAUGGAUUGACACCGCUCUCCGCAUCGCUUGCAGUGCUGGCGCUCAUCGGUCUUCUGUCUGUCGGCACCUUUGUGCUGCGACUCGUCCACCUCUUUGCCGAUGUCUACGUUCUCCCCGGUACCUCCGUCUCGAAAUAUGGAGCAAACAAGAAGGACCUCGCUCGCGCCUCCUGGGCGGUAGUCACCGGUGCCACCGACGGCAUCGGCCGCGAGUUUGCGCUGCAACUCUCUCGCAAAGGCUUCAACAUCCUUCUCGUCUCUCGUAGUCCUGAAAAGCUCGGUUCGAUCGCAGCCGAGAUCGAAGCUGCCACUCCCGGCGUUCGAACCAAGACGCAAGCCAUCGACUUUGCCCUCGGAGACGAACGUCAGUACGAAUCCCUCCAACACACCGUCAAGGAUCUCAACAUCGGUGUCCUGGUCAACAACGUCGGAAAAUCGCACAACAUGCCCGUGACCUUCGCAGAGACAACCGAAGAAGAGAUGGAAGACAUCAUCGAGAUCAACGUUGUUUCCGUGCUUCGGGUUUCGCGAAUGAUCAUUCCCGGAAUGGUCGAACGCAAAAAGGGGUUGGUGUUGAACCUAGGAAGUUUCGCCGGUCAAGUGACCACCCCCAUGUUGGCAACGUACGCUGGCAGCAAAGCUUUCCUCAGCGGUUGGUCCCAAGCUCUGGGCGAGGAGCUCAAGAGGAGCAAGGUGGAUGUCAGACUCUUGAACACCUACUUUGUCGUUUCCAACCUGAGCAAGAUCAGGAGAAGCAGCGCCAUGAUCCCUACGCCGAAACAGUAUGUAAAGCAGGUGUUGAAGACGUUGGGUAGCCAGGGUGGUGCACUGGGUAGACCGUACACUUCGACUCCUUGGCCAGGACAUGCCGUGGUGGAUUGGGCUACCACGUUCCUGUUGCCGAGGGGUUGGUUGUUGAGCUACACGUAUGGUCAACAGGUCGCGACGCGAAAGAGAGCGAUCAAGAAGAGUCAGAAGGCGGUGAAGUCGGCCUGA